UAACACACCACUCCAGGUUUAGAUUCCAGCUGCCAUCCAGAUCCAAUAUUUCUUUCAUGUUUGACCCACUUUUACGAGACAAUGACAAAGAAGGGGAGGCAGGAGGAAAACGCUAAAAAAAAAAAAAAAAUCGGGAAAAGACAUCAGUGCAUGGAAGCAGGAAAAGACAGAUUACAACAGAGAUGGGGAAAGUGGAGCAAGAGGAAAACGCUGAAAAGCUGAGUGUAGUGUGUGAUAGCGGCAUGGAGAAUGACAAAGGUGUAGAGAGAGAAAGAGAGAGAGGAAGAGAAAGGGGGUAAACAGAAGGCAAAGCAAAAGGCGCAAGGGGAAGGAGGGGAGUGGGCUAAGCAGGAGGGAGGAGGAAAGCUUCUCCUAAUAAAGCGAGUGUAAGUGAAAGGAGGUGCUGAAAAAAACGUCGGACUGAGCGCAGAGCUGUUGCCACAGAGAGAGGGGGAGAGACAGAGAGGAGAGAGGGGCAAAGAAUAGAAAGAGCAUUGUGUUGCCGCUGAGAAAGAACCCAUGUCUGCACAAAGAGAGAUGAAAGAGAAGAACCCGUGGCACAAGCCGGUGACCAUCAUCAUCACUGUGAUUGCCGUCAUAGCGAUUGUUGCCCUGGUGACGGUGGCGGUUUUGCAGAACAGGCCCGUCCUCCAAAAGCGCAAGUAUGGCAUCGUGCUGGACGCCGGCUCCUCCCACACAGCCCUCUAUAUCUACGACUGGCCAGCAGAGAAGGAUAACAACACGGGCAGAGUUGAACAGAAACAUUCCUGCAAAGUCAAAGGUAAGGGCAUCUCCAGCUACGCGUCUGAGCCGUCGCUGGCAGGGGACUCUCUGAGGGAUUGCAUGCGUGAGGCCAUGGAGCAGGUCCCCGAUAAAAGGCACUCCGAGACCCCCCUCUACCUGGGAGCUACCGCAGGAAUGAGGCUGCUGAAUAUGGAGAACAGCACAGCAUCAGACAAGGUGUUUCAAGCCGUGGAGGAGGCCCUGCAAAGGUCCCCCUUCUCCUUUCAGGGAGCCAGGAUACUGAGCGGGCAGGAGGAGGGCGCCUUCGGCUGGGUGACCGUCAACUACUUGGACGAUCGCCUCAAACAGGGCUUAGAAACCAUAGGCGCUCUUGACCUUGGUGGAGCCUCUACUCAGAUCAGCUUUGUUUCUAAGGAUUACGACGGUUCGGAGUCACCCAGCAACUCUGUCACCUUCCGGCUCUAUGGAAAUGAUUACAACCUGUACACUCACAGCUUCCUGUGUUAUGGGAAAGACCAAGUCCUACGGAUGGCGCUGGCAGAACAGACUAAGUCAGGUCCAACAACAAUACUGGAUCCUUGUUUCCACCCAGGCUAUAAUGUGACAAAGAACUAUACAGUCCUCUACGACAGCCCCUGUGUGUCAAACAGGAAACCCGAGAGACCUCCUCCUCCAACCUUCUUUCACGUAGGGAAUGGAAACUUCCAACAAUGCCAGGAUGUGGUCAAAAGUGUCUUCAACUUCACGUCCUGCAAAUACAGCAACUGCUCUUUCAAUGGGGUCUUCCAGCCACAACUGCAGGGAACAUUCGGGGCUUUCUCAGCUUACUACUUUGUGAUGAACUUCCUCAAUCUGACUGAUACAUCCGUGCCUCUGAAAACUGUGCAGGACAGACUAGCGUCCUACUGCUCCACCCCUUGGGAUCAGAUAACGCAGCAGCAUCCAGGUGUAAAAGUGAACUAUCUGGCCGAAUACUGCUUCUCAGGCACGUACAUCCUCACCCUGUUGACAGAGGGAUACGGCUUCACCGCAGAGACCUACUCCAACAUAAAAUUUAUCAGGAAGAUAAAAGGCAGCGAUGCUGGCUGGACACUGGGCUACAUGCUGAAUCUAACCAACAUGAUCCCAGCCGAGGCUCCUGACUCACCCCCUCUAUCCCAUGCUGGCUACGUCUCCGUACUCACCAUCAUGCCGAUACUGCUCUUUAUCGUCUUAAUCGUCGGCCUGGCCAUUUGCUGGCCCCAUUGUGCCAGGAGUCCCGAGAUUGUAUAAACACAUAAGGAUGGAUGGAUGUGUGCGUGUCUGUUUGUGCGUGAUGAGUCGGGGAGAGAAACUCUGUUUGCAAGUGCGUAUGUGUUGUUAUGGGCUAUUUGCGGGGAGGUCAAAGGUCAGCAUCUGUUGCACACACAUUUCCUGCAGCUCAAGGACUUUUCAGAAGGACAAAUGCCUUUUUUCUCUCACUGGGGAGUGAGUUGGGUUCCUAUGGUUGGAGGACAUUUUUCUGCAUUUUGAGUGUGUGCGUGUUUGAAUGUGAGAGUUUGAUUGCAUGCCUGAAUGUGCGUGCGAAUUUCCUUCAGUCUGCAUGUAUGUGUCUUCAAUUAUAAUGUGAAUAUAUGUAUAAAUAAAAUAACAAAACUUUAUA
Mugil cephalus (flathead mullet) is the source of this 2386-nucleotide messenger RNA. RefSeq names its product ectonucleoside triphosphate diphosphohydrolase 1 (gene entpd1). Gene Ontology annotation, cellular component: plasma membrane. Gene Ontology annotation, molecular function: UDP phosphatase activity; GDP phosphatase activity. Gene Ontology annotation, biological process: nucleoside diphosphate catabolic process. NCBI's taxonomy places the organism in Eukaryota, Metazoa, Chordata, Actinopteri, Mugiliformes, Mugilidae. The coding region runs from base 520 to 2016 and encodes 498 amino acids. The transcript is spliced from 10 exons. The record is from RefSeq and is a predicted model, not a curated record.